UAGAUUAUCGCCGUUGAAGUGCAUGCACUAUGACAAAAGAAACACCCACAACAAUGUAUGGAAUAGUUUUCUUUUUGUCGUCAUUUUUUGCCUGUAUCUAUUCACUUAACGUGUCGAUAGUGGACAAACAGAAGUAGUGGAACUUCGACGGGAAUUACGUAUGUUGGAGCAAAGAUUGCAAGCACUGGAGGCUAAGAACAACAAUACGUCAUCACUUCCCAUUGUCUUUACAGUCUGCAUGGGAUCCAGCCUUAGAACACUUGGACCUCAUCAACGAAUUGAAUUCAAUCAAGUGAUCUUAAAUGAAGGCGGGGCAUAUGACCCCCGACAUGGAAUAUUUCGGGCACCUGUUACUGGAAUCUAUAGAUUUGUUGCUACAUUCCUUAAUAAGCCUGAUCAUGAAGCCUUUGUAGAGAUUGUUAAGGAUGGAGUUCUUCUUACUCACGCUUAUAGUGAUUACCGUCAACACAGUGAAGGGACAGCGCAAGUAAACGUUAAGUUGCAGUCUGGUGAUGAUGUUUGGUGUAGAAAUGCAUUUUCCACAACCUCUAUCACAUUACAUCCUGAUGGAAAAUAUUCGUGUUUCUCUGGGUUUCAAAUCUAAUGAUACGAUGAAUAGUCUUAGAAUUAAACAUGUACCUGCAUUAUAAAUGUUAAAGAAUUAUUAUACGGGUAAAAGAAAUGUUAGUUAUGAAGAUUAAAAUUGUAGGAGAAUACGGCCUGGGUAUAAGAAGAUGAUGUAUAUCGAAGGCAAAGUUUAUUAUUUUUAUGACAAAUAGAGAUCUACUUAAACUAGAAAAUGCUUUGUGCAUGAAACUGUUUGUCUCCUUUUGACAAAUUUAUAACAUCAAUGUUAAUUAUCGUUC
This is a messenger RNA of Saccostrea cuccullata (small rock oyster), 866 nucleotides long. Its product is annotated as collagen alpha-1(X) chain-like. The coding region runs from base 161 to 604 and encodes 147 amino acids. The transcript has 2 exons. NCBI's taxonomy places the organism in Eukaryota, Metazoa, Mollusca, Bivalvia, Ostreida, Ostreidae. Gene Ontology annotation, molecular function: protein binding. The record is from RefSeq and is a predicted model, not a curated record.